UAUCGACAAACAUAUACGGUAGCCGGUAAGUGAUAAAGAUGCUCUUCCAGAAUAUCGAAAAAAUGCUUUGGUCACGGGCCGCACCAAUUUUGUACAUAUGCUACCCCGCGUCCUAAGACUAUCAUUAUUUUUUUUUUUUUUGUAACCAGCGCACAACCUUCCGCGAAACCCUCUAGCCGGCCGGCAGCUACUAACCCGUUGAGAUGGUGCAAUCUAGUAGCGGCAGCUCAUCAUCAUCAGCUUCAGCUGGGAAUGGGAUCCCCGUCGUCGACCUCUCCCCUUUCUUAACCGCCGCCGACGAGACGGGGAAGAAGAAGAGGAAGGCGAUGGAGGCGGUGAAGGAAGCAUGCUCGGAGUACGGCUUCUUCCAGAUCAUCAACCACGGCGUCCCCACCACACUCAUGGACCGAGCCCUCCAACUUUCCUCCACAUUUUUCGACUUCCCCGACGACGAGAAGCGCAAUUUCAGCGCCCCACCGGGGGCUCCUUUGCCCGCCGGAUACAGCCGGCAGCCACUCCACUCUCCGGACAAGAACGAGUACCUUCUCAUGUUCCCUCCUUCCUCCCCCUUCAACGUCAGCCUCACCCGCCCUUCCGAACUCGGGGAUGUCGCGGAGGAGGUUUUCUCGUGCCUGAGCAAGACGGGGUCGCUGAUAGAGGGGAUAAUCAACGACUGCUUGGGGCUUCCGGCAGGGUUUCUGAGCGAGUACAACUCCGACAGGAACUGGGAUUUCAUGACCGCUCUCAGGUAUUUUCCGGCGACGGAGGAAGAGGACAACGGGAUCGCCCCACACCAAGAUGGCAACUGCGUCACCUUCGUGUUCCAGGAUGAGGCCGGAGGGUUGGAGGUCUGUCGAAACGGAGUCAGCUGGAUCCCGGCCACUCCUCAACCGGGUGCUAUCGUCGUCAACGUCGGCGAUGUUAUCCAGGUGUUGAGCAACAACAAGUUCAAGAGCGCAACGCACAGGGUGAUUCGGCCAAAAGGAAGGAGCCGCUACUCGUAUGCUUUCUUCUACAACUUAUUGGGGGAGAAAAUGGUGGAGCCAUUGCUGCAGUUCACUGAACAUCUUGGGGAGCUGCCGAAGUACCGCAAGUUUCAGUACGGAGAGUAUAUGCAAUUGAGGAUGAGGAACAAAUCUCAUCCCCCAGAAAACCCUCAAGAUGUUAUCCACAUUACCCACUACUCCAUCAACUAAUAACUCCUACACCAUGUUCACUAAACAUCAAUCCUUAUGUUCCAAGGAGUUUGAAAUCAAAUAAAUUGUACUAUGUGAUUGUUGUCUUGCUUUUUUUUUUUUUUUUGAAAAUGAUUUGCAGAGUAAAUUUGGACAUAUAGU
This is a messenger RNA of Linum trigynum, 1337 nucleotides long. NCBI's taxonomy places the organism in Eukaryota, Viridiplantae, Streptophyta, Magnoliopsida, Malpighiales, Linaceae. The record is from the annotation of a GenBank genome assembly.